AUGCAAAGAUCUCUGUUGAGGAAAGUCCAAAACUACCAGCCCAAGCAAUGGCAGUCACAUAAUCUCCAAUCGAAUCACCUUAUUAGCACAAAUCUCCCCUCUCAAAACAACAAUGCCAGCAACAACGUUCCAAAGCAAAAUUUUGAAACUUGGCUUACUCUCAUUUCAACCCUUGCCCAAGGUGGCACCGACAUGGACCUUACCUUACAUAAGGCUGCAAAACUUCUCCGCUCUGGGAUUAAACCAAAUGACUACUCCCUAGUUCACCUAGUUCGGGUCUCAACGGACCUGGGCUAUGACUCUUAUUGCCAACAGCUUCAUUGCUACAUUUUAAAAUCUGGGUUUGUCUCCAAUGUCUUUGUUUCUAAUGCUUUGAUGAGGUUUUAUAGGAGAAUUGACUUGCCAUGUCAAGCAAAUAAGCUAUUUGUUGAAAUUCCUCAACCGAGUGUCAUUUCCUGGAACACUUUAAUUUCUGGGUGUGUUCAAUCUGGGCAGUUUCGUAAAGCUUUGGGGUUGUUUCUUGAGCUUCAAAGGUCUGAUAUUUGCAGCAAUGAGUACUCGUUUACCGUGGCUUUAGCUGCUUGUGGUCAACUGGGGUUUUUGCAUCUAGGCAAGUCAAUUCACUCCAACAUUUUGAAAUUUGGCUUGGAAUGUGGCAUUAUUGUUGGGAAUUGCUUGAUUGAUACGUAUGGGAAAUGUGGGGCUGUGGAUGAUGCCGUUUUGGUGUUUCAUAGCAUGAUUGAUAAGGAUGUUAUUUCAUGGAAUUCAGUCUUAGCAGCGUGUGCUAGAAAUGGAAAGCUUGAAGAAGCCUUCAGUUUUUGGCGCCAAAUGCCUCUCCGUGAUACAAUAUCUUACAAUGAACUUAUUAGUGGUAUUGCUCAGUUUGGCAACAUAAAUGAUGCAAUUGAUAUUUUAUUUAAUAUGCCGAACCCAAAUUCAUCUUCAUGGACUUCAAUAAUGACAGGAUAUGUUAAUAGAAAUCGAGCACGGGAGGCUCUACAAUUUUUCAUUAAAAUGCACUCUAAUGAAGUUGAACUGGAUGCGUUCUCGUUUUCAAUAAUUCUAAGUGGGAUUGCAGGUCUCUCGGCUUUAACAUGGGGAAUGUUGAUUCAUUGUUGUACAAUAAAGUGUGGUUUGGAUACUUCUGUUGUUGUGGGAAGUGCUCUCAUUGACAUGUACUCAAAAUGUGGGCAGGUUAAGAACACUGAGUCUAUGUUUCAAUCUUUACCUAAAAAGAAUUUGGUAACCUGGAAUGCUAUGAUCUCUGGUUAUGCUCACAAUGGUGAUUCAACCAAAGUUAUCCAGCUUUUUGAGCAGCUGAAAAGGGGAAGGGCUUUGAAACCUGAUGCGAUCACAUUUCUUAAUGUCUUAGCUGCAUGUUCACAUAACGAGACACCACUGCAAGAGGCGUAUCAGUACUUUGAAUCAAUGAUCAAUGAUUAUGGUAUUAAACCUACUGUUGAGCAUUGUUGUUCUAUGAUUCGGCUACUGGGUCAAGGAGGAGAGAUCUGGAGAGCCGAGAGAAUGAUAUAUGACCUGGGAUUUGGGUCAUGUGAUGUGGUUUGGAGGGCUUUGCUUGGUGCUUGUGCAGUUUGCAAGGAUUUGAAGGUCGCAAAGAUUGCAGCUGCAAAAGUAAUUGAAUUGGCCGGUAGCAAUGAUUAUGCUUAUGUAAUGAUGUCUAACAUUUUUGCACACUAUCACAAAUGGGCGGAGAUGAGUGUAAUGAGAAAGCUCAUGAGAAAUAAAAGAGUGAUAAAAGAAGCUGGUUGUAGUUGGAUUGAAAUGGAAAAUGUCAAGUUAAAUUCAUCUGCAUAG
This is a messenger RNA of Theobroma umbraticum, 1815 nucleotides long. Its product is annotated as Pentatricopeptide repeat (PPR) superfamily protein. Gene Ontology annotation, biological process: RNA modification. Gene Ontology annotation, molecular function: RNA binding; protein binding. The record is from RefSeq and is a predicted model, not a curated record. NCBI's taxonomy places the organism in Eukaryota, Viridiplantae, Streptophyta, Magnoliopsida, Malvales, Malvaceae.